AUGAACAAAAAAUCCACCCCAUCGAUGUCAUUGUCCGAUACCGACAGCUGUUUCGGUGUUAUUGCAGGGUCUAGGAUAUAUGCCGCCAGUGAAGAGCCUGGUCGAAUUUCCCUUCUAGGCAAGUUGGCAGACCCCUGCGGAAUUCUGCAGCUGGGCGGUCUUGGCUUCAAACAUCUCAAGUGCAAAAUUAGAUUCGGACUUUUCACCCUCGAGAUUCGCGAAUCGCGAGACCAAGGAUGCGGAGGCGGAUUUCGGUGCCAGCUAUAG
This is a messenger RNA of Pyricularia oryzae 70-15, 267 nucleotides long. RefSeq lists its product as uncharacterized. The coding region runs from base 1 to 267 and encodes 88 amino acids. The transcript is spliced from 4 exons. Lineage: Eukaryota; Fungi; Ascomycota; Sordariomycetes; Magnaporthales; Pyriculariaceae. The record is from RefSeq and is a predicted model, not a curated record.